UUUAUGGCUGACCAUCUUAAAGCUUUUGUUUAAUCGUGUUAUCUCAUAUUAAAAUCCAAUCGCUGAACCUUGCUCAUUCGAUUAUGUUUCACACUGUUUGAUUUACAUGACGUCAGCAGUAAACUUUGCAGCUAAUCUGGCCACUGCUGGGUACUCCCAAAAGUGUGAUAACGUGAUCACGUUUUUGACAUCAUACUGCGCCUAUUUCGAACAAUCGGGCGGGCGAUAAAUUCACCAUUGCUUCAAGAAAAAAAAACUGCAAAUCACCCCGAAGGAUAGUCGGGGCUGUGCUGUGGGAUGGAUUGCGCCGUGAUCAAUAAUUAUCAAGUAAUUGAUAUUUUUGCCCAGAUGGCAGUAUAACAGGAAUGACUAAAAUUGGGCGGACCACCAGUCGACUGCUGGGUGCCAAUAGUAACGGUCCGGUGUGCUGCAACAGCAACAUGCGUACCAUCGUGUCAAGUCUUUGUAUAUUCCUUGUGUUAAGUGUCGUAGUACACGGGUCGUUAAAUGAUGAAUAUGACAGUGAUAAACGAUACCAUCCAAGGCUACCCGAUGAAGACGUUCCGGUGAAGUCCUCCAGAAAUGCUGAACAGGAACAAACGAUCGAAUACUGGAGAAAUCAGGCAAAGGCAACCGUUGAGAAGCUUGUGAAACGAGCAGAAAAUACAAACAUUGCCAAGAAUGUCAUCAUGUUUCUGGGCGAUGGAAUGUCCAUCUCGACCGUUGCACUAGCAAGAAUUCAUGCGGGUGGCGAAGAGACUCCACUAUCCUUCGAAGAGUUCCCUUACACAGGCAUGGCGAAGACGUACUGCGUCGACUACCAGGUAUCGGAUUCUGCAUGUACUGCCACAGCUUACUUGACCGGUGUCAAGGGCAACAUGGACACGAUCGGUGUGAAUGCGCAUGUAAAAGUUCGUGACUGUGAAGCCGGUCGCAAUCGAUCAUUGCACACCACGUCCAUCGGUCAGUGGGCAAUCGAUGCGGGAAAAGAUUCGGGAAUAGUUACCACGACUCGUGUCACCCAUGCGUCCCCGGCCGGUAUCUAUGCACACACCGCGUACCGUGAUUGGGAGGAUGACAACUAUGUGAAGGAAGAUGGCUGUGAUCCAGACCUGGUUGAUGAUAUUGCGGAACAGUUGGUGUACGGUGAGACGGCUCCACGGUUGCGUGUGAUUUUGGGUGGUGGACGGCGCGAGUUUAUUGAUCGUGAUGUACAUGAGGAUUAUGAAACGGGCAAAGGAGGAUACCGAUCGGAUGGAAGACAUUUGAUUAACGAGUGGCUUCGGAAUGGUCCGGUCGGAGAGAACCGAACAUUUGUGUGGAAACGAUCGGAUUUGUUGGCGGUUGAUCCUCACCGAACGGAUCGAUUGCUGGGAAUGUUUGAGCCGGGACAUUGUGCGUAUAAUUUGGAUAGAAUUGAAAAUAAUUUGGAUGAAGAACCAACACUGUCCGAGAUGGUGGACAAAGCAACAGAUAUCCUCAGUACCAACCCGGAAGGGUUCUUCCUGUUCGUUGAGGGAGGACGAAUCGAUCACGCCCAUCAUGAUAAUCGUGCUAAGUACGCGAUCGAUGAAACGAUUGAGUUCGCGAAAGCGAUCGAACUGGCACGGAAGAAGUACAGUGAAGAAGAUACCUUGAUUGUGGUGACAUCGGAUCAUUCGCACAGUGUCAGCUUCGCUGGGUAUCCGAGUCGUGGAAAUGACAUUUUCGGAACAGCUGGAAAUGGUAGAGACGGUGUACCUUAUAUGACCAUUAGCUACGCUAAUGGACCAGGCUACAAGAAACACGUUGAUGCCGAAGCUGGUGCCAGGCUGGAUGUACGUCAGAUGGACCGAUCGAAGUCAAACUUUGCCUUCCCUGCCAUGUUACCGAAGGAUUCCGAAACGCACGGUGGUGAAGAUGUGGCAGUGUAUGCGUCCGGACCAUGGUCUCAUCUGUUUACUGGCACAUACGAACAAAACGUCAUACCGCAUAUGAUGGCGUACGCUUCGUGUCUUGGAAAUGGGUUGAAGGCAUGUGAUUGAGCUGCAGCAUUUGCAUGAGACGAUGAAUGAAAUAUUCUAACCUUCCUCACCAUUGAUCUUUGAAACAAAUCAAGCACACGGACGUGAGAAAUGUAUUGUAAUGAUCGAAUAGUUUCUAGGAAACAAAGUAGGAAUACUCUUAAAACAAGGGCCUUCAAAUGUCUUCAACACACGUGCGAAAAGUUUUACACGGGAAAUGAUGAAAGGCACGUGUUGAAGUAGGUACGCUACGCCAUGAUUGUUCUUCCGGCAGGAUCACUUGUUGCAGCAAUUGUUUUCAUUGUGAAGCGGCUUAAGCUUCAUCUCACGAGAUACGUGCCACUAUCGAUGAAUAAUCGAACUUCAAAAUUCGUCAAAAAGUUUUGAUAGCAAUAAAAAUCAAAACAUUUAUCAAACCGAUGCUAGACAAGACCUAGCCAAUGCCAAACAUUAACACUGUUAGCAAAAUAAAAGAAAGUGUAGAGAUAAUGUCAAUUCAUGCGAUUAGACUUUGA
This is a messenger RNA of Anopheles funestus (African malaria mosquito), 2518 nucleotides long. Its product is annotated as alkaline phosphatase-like. The record is from RefSeq and is a predicted model, not a curated record. NCBI's taxonomy places the organism in Eukaryota, Metazoa, Arthropoda, Insecta, Diptera, Culicidae. The transcript is spliced from 3 exons. Gene Ontology annotation, molecular function: alkaline phosphatase activity. Gene Ontology annotation, biological process: dephosphorylation. The coding region runs from base 366 to 2024 and encodes 552 amino acids.